Messenger RNA from Closterium sp. Naga37s-1, 1485 nucleotides. The record is from the annotation of a GenBank genome assembly. NCBI's taxonomy places the organism in Eukaryota, Viridiplantae, Streptophyta, Zygnematophyceae, Desmidiales, Closteriaceae.
AUGCUGUGUGCAUUGAAGGCGUGGUGGGCCUCACCAUUCCGGAACACGCCGUCCUGCCCUCGGUAUAGUGCCACUGCCCUCGGUAUAGUGUCGCGUCUGUCAAUUCAAUCCAACUGCUCUCACUCGUUUCUCCCCACCCCUCCAACCCCCUCUCCUCUGCACCGACACUUGUCCCCUUCCCUCUCUCCUCUUCCCCAUCCAUUUCCUCCUCUCUCUUCACAAUUUAUCCCGGCUGCCAACUACCUCACCACCCUCCCUGCGGCAUGCCAGGUGUCUGUCUCCUUCGAUCCCGCCUCGCCGCCACUCUCCAUCCCCUCUGAACUGCUCCUCCUCGCUGUCUUUGACUCCACCCUUUCCCGCGACGACACGUCAGCAGCCAAUUUCACCGACUUUGCUGCUGACGCGCCAGGCGGUGCUGAGCUGGCAUCUCUUGAUGCCACGCUGCCAGGCGCCCUCGCUGAGCUGGCAUCCGACCCGGAUUUUAGAGUGAAGCCCGGGCAAGUUUCGCAAAUCCUCCACGUUCCCGGGCAGCCGUUUAAAAUAAUCGCGGAUGUGCUCAGCGCGCGCAUCUUAGAAAAGGACGAAUGUGCCGCCCUGGGCAUGGGGUCGUACCUGGCGGUGGCGAAGGACAACCCGCCCAAGUUCAUCCACGUCACCUACACAUCACCUGCUGCUGGGGAUGGUGGCGAACGGGGCGAGGAGAAGCCGCUGAAGAAUGUGGCUCUGAUUGGCAAGGGGCUUACCUUCGACAGUGGAGCCUACAUCCUCAAGUCGGGCCCGGGCGCCAUGAGUCACCUCGUGAAGUUUGACAUUCUCUCAUCCCUCCAAUCAUCUCCCUUGGCUCUUCCUUUCCCCCUUCCCCCCACCAGUGGUGGCUACAACCUCAAGGCGGGGCCGGGUUCAAUUAUUCACCUCAUGAAGUUUGACAUGGGCGACACUGCUGCUGCGCUGGGCACCGCCAAAGCCAUCGCUGCCAUCCAGCCGCCCGGGGUGGAGGUGCAUUUCAUCAUAGCGGCAUGUAAGAACGUGGUCAGUGGGGGCGGCAUGAAGCCGGGCAACAUCAUCACUGCCUCCAACGGCAAAACCAUUGAGGGCAGAACACUUCUGGCACUGCCUAUAACACAACCCAUCCCUUCCUCCUGUUCCCCAUCCCUUUUCUUCUCUUCCCCGACUCUUCCUCCCCUUCUCCAUCCCAUUCUCCCGCUUCCCGUCCCUUCCUCCCCUUCCCCGCCCCUUCCUCCUCUUCCCCGCCCCCUCCUCCCCUUCCCCUAUGCCUUCCCCCUCACAGGUCUGUUCACCCCGAGUGAUGAGCUGUCAGCGGAGCUGGAGGCGUCCUCCAAGGCGAGUGGCGACAAGUUUGUGGCGGAGGGGCUGCCAUGGGCUCAUGUGGACAUUGCAGGGCCGGUGUGUAGUGAGAAGAAGGGCGGAGGCACUGGCUUCGGUGCCAGCCUGCUCUACCACUGGGUCGCCUCCCACUCCUCCUAG